GCGGGGGCAUCUAAUGCCGAACGUACAUUUAAUACCGAACAAAACAUGAUAUCCGCUAAUUUGACGAGAUACUUGAUUUCUGCACCAAAGUGAUGUCAUACAGAUGACGUCACAUCCUUCCUUUCGUCAACAAAACCACUGGUAAGUGUUGAACGUGCGUGUAUUUGAAUUUACAUUCAUUUCAAUAAAACCUGUCUUUUUUCCGAUAUGUCGUACCAAAUCCGUAACACUAAAGCGCCAAGUUCAUAAGAAUGUUAAGACUUUGAAUUUACGUAUUUUAAUGAAACCUAGACAUAUUUAUUAACCUGUAAACAUGUGUCUAAACAAGGGAAAGCACUUGCGAUUAACAAUUAUUGUAACUUUACAGAGUUACAAAGGUGUUCGGUAAAAUGUGCACAUGUGUCCACGAAGAACUCUAUUACCGAACAAUUAAAUUUUCUAUUGCACAGAAUAAUGACUGCAUUGAAACUUAAAAAAUAAAUGAAUAAAUAUAUAAAUAAAAAUAUGAAAUAUUUGAUGAAAAGAUCUAGAUCUACUCAUUUAAAAGAUUAAAGAUUAAAUAUUUUGUUUUACAGGUUUUUAAUAAUAGAAGAAAUGAGUCGUCAAGUAGGUGCAAGAAAACGCCAGAAAUAUGACACCAAUAUUAUUGAAAAAGUUGUACCUUUAAUAAGGAACAAAUCCAUAAGUAUGAGCCGUGCUUCUAAAGAAUAUGGUAUUCCUAAAUCAACUCUGCAUGAUCAUGUACAUAACAAGUAUCAAAACCAUUCUGUAGGUGUUAAGCCAGUUCUGUCUAAAGAGGAAGAAGAGAGAGUGGCUAAGUGGGCCGUGCAUAUGUCUAAAAUUGGGUUUGGUCGGACCCGCCAGGAGCUUGCUUUGACCAUAAAGAAGAUAAUUGAUGAAGAUGGCAGACCAAACCCAUUUAAGGAUAAUAAACCUGGAACAAGAGGUAAAGACUUUCGUAAAUACAUAGAGGAUGAAGUUGGCGACAAAGAUCUUCUCUCUGAUCCAUCUAGAAUUUACAACGCGGAUGAGUCGGGGUUUUCGUUUUGUUUGAAGGGGAAUCAAGUCAUUGGCUACAAAGGGGCUCCAGUGAUUUAUCACUUUGGUAAUAGUGAUAAAUCUCAAUUGACUGUCAUGGCUGCGGUUAGCGCUACUGCCCACUAUGUUCCACCAAUGAUUAUAUUUCCGGGACAACGUUUUUCUUACGACCCACUCGAGGGUUUUCCAGAAGCAGCUAUUGGUAGGUCCGACAAUGGCUGGAUGGACACUGAGGUAUUUUGCAACUGGCUUUUGAAUGUCUUCAUUCCGGCAAUUAACGAACGUCGUAUCAAAAAGCCUGUAUUGCUACUUAUUGAUGGGCAUAAAACUCAUGUGACAAUGCAAGCAUCAGAUAUAUGUGUUGAAAAUGGGGUAGAACUAUAUUGUCUGUUAGAGCAUGCGUCCCAUGUCAUGCAGCCCCUUGACCUUCGCCUAUUUAGUCAAUUGAAACGUACGUGGAGGCAGGCUGUCCGUGACUGGCAGAGUGAGCAUAUUGGUGAAUUCGUUACCAAGAAAACUUUUGCCCGGGUGUUUAAGCAAGCCUGGGAGAAAAGUACGACAGUAGAAGUUGCUGUUAAAGGCUUCCAGGAAGCAGGUUUAUUUCCAUUGGACCAAAACGCUGUUCUCAGUUCUGUUAAACUUGAUCCGAGUAUGCUUUUUGGCCAGAACAGCUCAUCAGAAUCCAAAGACAUUCCGAAAGAAGCUGACAAACUUUCGCGCAGUGAGGAUGCUUCUGUUGAUGAUUUACUGAUAACUGAAAUAAUAUUUGUCUUGAAAUUCUUGCAGAUUUUGUUCAUUAUUAAAUGUAUGUACAAUUACAAUUUGGUUUUUUUAGACAAGGACCCUGAGAUCGCUACUAUUGCUAAGACGGUUGUUACUCCUGCAAAGGUACCUCAAACUUUAGAAAGUAGCAACCAACUCUCGCCGUUUAGCAAAUUUCUGAAAUUCCCUGAAUGUAAGCAAUCAAGUAGUAGAAAGCGACCUAGUCAGCCAUCAAGGCCAAAAGCCGUCACCGGGGCUAUGUACCGUGAAAUCCUUCAGAAAAAAUUAAAAGCAAAAGAAGAAUUUGAGCAGGCAAAGAAACAGCGUCAGAAAGAGAGAGAAAAGAAGCGUCAGAAAAGAGAGGAAGAGAAAGAAAGAAAAAAGAUUGAGCCCUAAGAGAAGCGAAAUAUGAAAAAGAUUGAAGAGCAGGAGAAAAAGGCAAGGAAGAGAGAAAUGAGAGAAAGGUUUUUGAAAAGUGUUGAGGAUGGAAGUAGUUCUGAUGAUGCGAUAGAUGUUGGUGUUGGAAAUUGUUAUGAGUGUGAGAUUUCCUACGAAAACGAAUAUUUGCAAUGUUCAAACUGCCUUGUCGUUUUCAUUUAGCGUGUGCCAAUCGUCAGAUUGAGGAAGGUAUUGAUGAUUUGCUUCCAUUUGAGUGCAAAUACUGUUAGAACAUAAAAUUGUAAUAAACACCUGAUAUCAUGUUGCAAAGGAAUUUUGCGAUUCUUUUUUUAAAAAAUGAUAAGUGUUCGGUAUUAGAUGC
Messenger RNA from Ruditapes philippinarum (Manila clam), 2560 nucleotides. RefSeq lists its product as uncharacterized. The coding region runs from base 595 to 2196 and encodes 533 amino acids. The transcript is spliced from 3 exons. NCBI's taxonomy places the organism in Eukaryota, Metazoa, Mollusca, Bivalvia, Venerida, Veneridae. Gene Ontology annotation, molecular function: DNA binding. Gene Ontology annotation, cellular component: nucleus. The record is from RefSeq and is a predicted model, not a curated record.